Molecule: messenger RNA, 648 nt
Organism: Mesitornis unicolor (brown roatelo)
Lineage: Eukaryota; Metazoa; Chordata; Aves; Mesitornithiformes; Mesitornithidae
Product: cytoplasmic phosphatidylinositol transfer protein 1
Exons: 5
Biological process (GO): phospholipid transport
Cellular component (GO): cytoplasm
Molecular function (GO): phosphatidylinositol binding; phosphatidylinositol transfer activity
Source: RefSeq, a predicted model, not a curated record
UGUUCAUUUUUGCCUAAAUUCUCCAUUCAUAUAGAGACAAAAUACGAGGACAACAAAGGAAGCAAUGACAGUAUUUUUGACAACGAAGCUAAAGAUCUGGAGCGAGAGGUCUGCUUCAUUGAUAUUGCCAGCGAUGAAAUUCCCGAGCGCUAUUACAAAGAAUCAGAGGAUCCUAAAUAUUUCAAGUCACAGAAGACGGGGAGAGGCCAACUAAAAGAAGGCUGGAGAGAGACCCAUCAGCCAAUUAUGUGCUCCUACAAACUCGUGACGGUGAAAUUUGAAGUCUGGGGACUUCAAACCAGAGUAGAGCAGUUUGUACACAAGGUGGUCAGAGAUAUACUGUUGAUCGGGCACCGGCAGGCUUUUGCCUGGGUUGAUGAGUGGUACGACAUGACAAUGGAUGAAGUCCGAGAGUUUGAACGAGCAACUCAGGAAGCUACCAACAAGAAGAUCGGGGUUUUCCCACCUGCAAUAUCUAUCUCUAACAUUUCCAUGCCUUCUUCAACCCGCAGUGCUCCAUCCAGUGCUCCCUCAACUCCUCUCUCCACAGAUGCUCCUGAAUUCCUAACAGUUCCCAAAGACCGGCCUCGGAAAAAGUCUGCUCCAGAAACUCUCACUCUUCCAGAUCCAGCGAAAAAACCCCUUUAA